Molecule: messenger RNA, 2885 nt
Organism: Biomphalaria glabrata
Lineage: Eukaryota; Metazoa; Mollusca; Gastropoda; Planorbidae
Product: zwei Ig domain protein zig-2-like
Exons: 9
Coding region: 289-1083 (264 amino acids)
Biological process (GO): cell-cell adhesion
Source: RefSeq, a predicted model, not a curated record
CGCUCGCCGUUUACAAGAUAAGACCUGAUACGCGCAGUGGUAAAACUUACUGGAAAAAAAAAACACUUUUUUAAACAAAAAAAAAAUAAAUUCAACUUUUGUUAUAAAAACCGAAGAUACUUCAUCUACCAAGAGUUGCAUAGUGUAUCAAACGAAGAUUUUCGCAAAAUUCGGAUCAUAUUUCUAAAAAUAGAGAAAACGGAACAAUAUCAACUUUUCAAGUGAGAUAAAUUGAAACCCGGAAAAUUAUUUGAAUUGUCGAGAAGUGAACAGAACAGGACAUUCGCCAUGCUGACCAGACUUCAGUCUGUGGCCAUCAUUGUCUGCCUCGUGUACGUGCCUCAAUUCACAUUCGCGCUCUCAAGGAGACUAGCGCUAAACAAAAGACUCUCCAAGCAUGAAGAGUUUUUAAAGCCCAAACUGUUUUUCAAAAGCAAACCUUCAGAAACCAGCACCGUGCUUUACGAUACUAUAGUCUUAUCCUGUGAGGCGGCUGGGAUACCAAACCCAACUAUUCACUGGUUGAAGAAUGGAGAAAGAGUGCAACAGGGUACUUCCCACAAUGUCCAGGAUGAUGAGGCCGCCUUUGAGAAUGCCGCAGGUGACGAUCUGCCCAGACUCCAACUAGCCAACACUGUGUCCAAACUGUAUCUCGACUGUAUUACAGAAGAGGACGAGGCUGAAUACACAUGCGUUGCCGAGACGCCCUUGGCCAGAAAGACCCAAUCGCAUAAAGUUUUUAUUGACCCAAUUCGAGGAAAUCCGCGUCACAGGUGUUCCCUACACAAUGGAGAAAAACCCGCCAGAAUUUACAUGGCAACAAGUUCAAGGUUUGAGUAUGAAAAUGAACUGACCCAACUAUAUUGUCGUGCAGAGGGAAAGCCUACACCCACUAUUACAUGGUACGACCCAUUCAAUGAACCAAUCACAAACGCUGAUGGCUACAAGAUUGCCAAGAAUGGUGACCUCAUUAUCCUGAAUGCAACCUGGAAAGAUCAUAUGGGUGUGUUCACGUGUGUGGCAGACAAUGGUAUUGGCUCAGAUAAUGCCACAGCAUUCCUCUACCCUACUGGCAGAGGUUAAAGACAAGCUGAUCAAUCUGAGAUGUAAGGCAAGUGAAACUAGUCCAAGAGUUUACUUCCCCUUGAACUGUCUCAACGAUUAGUGGAUGAAAGGGAGAUCAUCGUACUGGAAAAACCACAAAAGAAUCAUUGGCUCUGAUUAUCGUGAUUUGUAGAUAUAAAAAAACAGCAACAACAGUUUAAUAUAUAAAAGAAAGAAAGAUGUGAGUGGAGAGAGAAUGCUCUUUUUGUUUUUCUUUAAUUUGAUUUGAUGUUUUUUUGAGGCUUCAAACUACGUGAUCUGAAUUCCUUGAAAACAAGACCUGAUUUGUUUGUGAGGCUUUAGGUUGAGGGCGAACUAGAUGUAUUGAUCUUCUAAAUAAAGGGAGAGCAUUCAUAUACAAUUCACCUGAAUAUUUUGAAGGGCACACAAUUGUAUCUACUGAUCACUAAUUUAUUUUGUUUUGUUUUUAUUCUUGACGUAGUGCAGGCGAUAGACAGUAUGGAGUCUUUCACCAACUCUGUUAUGUCAAGAUCGAUAUUUAAAUUAACAAAUAAUUCUGACAUUUGAAUUUACAUGUAUAUUUUUAUUUUAAUAUAUUUCUAUUUUUAUGGCUGCCAUCAUGGUUGUAUUGUAAAUACCCAAUUUAUUUAUUAAAAAGUUCAUCAUAAUCAUUGUAACUGUCCUCCUCUUAUCUGUCUUCUUCAAUGUGUUGAAUACUCAGAUAUGGCACUGCAUUAUUAAUUUGUUAAAAGCUUAGUCUCCUAUAUUAGUGUUAGAAUGAAGUGUUCCCUUUCUCUCUAUCUACUGUUUAAAACUAUUGUACUUUUACAGCCAUUGCUAAACAUUGUUUUUUGAUUCAUUUAUGUUGAUAAUAGUUUGUUAUUCUUGUUAGAAUACAUUAAAGAAAUAGGGGGUCUCUUUCUAGGAACUUGCUUUGAUGUCGGACUAAUGAAAUGAAAGAAGGAACACAUUGGAGGGACAGUUUCAUGAAUUUUAUUGUAAAAGAUUUGUUUUGUUUCAAUCUCUAGUUUGAUCCUAUUUUUAACAAGAUGCAUAACAUUGAAGUUUAGGAGAACAUUCUAAUAGCUACAACAGCUAAGACAGUUACGUAACAUAAGCACUCCAUGGUUUAUACCACAGCGGCACUCAAAGGGGUAUAAUGUUUUAUUCAAAUUGCAAAACAAAAGCCACAACAGAGAUGAAUAGGAGAUUUUCAUACAUGGCGAAAAAACUAUAAAUAGGCAGAUUUUUGGUGUAUCCGGCGUAGAAAAUGUAGGAAGUGUUGUUAAGCUAGCCUUUUUUUUUAAUCAAAUGUUCAAAUUUCUUGUUCGUUUAUAACACGAACUAAUUUCAGUCUGGAAGAAGCAUUCAACUUUCACUCUAAGACUUCAAAAACAACUAAGGAGCUAUGAUACAUGAGACUUAACAUGAAGAAAACACUGCCUUGUAUUGAGAUAGUGUUUCAAGUAUAUUGUAGUUCAUUUUUGUUUAGUUGGCGACAGUGAUUUUCAAUUUAGCGACCUUGACAUUGUUUAAUUUAGUGUGAAAUACUUCAAUCAUCUUUACAUCAUAAUGUGUCCAACUGACCUAGUCCUAGAGAACAAUAAGAGAAGAUAAUGCUAAGCAGUUAUGAGUGAUUUAGUACACAGAGUGACAUGCUUCAAUGCUUGAUGUGUUUAUGUACAAGAGUUUGUUACAUUGAGUUUGUUACAUUAUGACUUUGUUAUUUAUUUUGAGAGAGUUCAAACUGAUUUGAAAAUGUAUUUGAUCAGACAGAAACACUUGAUGGGGGCAAAAAUAAAAUUUGUUGCAAUGUGAAA